Anopheles coustani is the source of this 2713-nucleotide messenger RNA. It is a transcript of the gene PhKgamma, whose product is annotated as phosphorylase b kinase gamma catalytic chain, skeletal muscle/heart isoform. Gene Ontology annotation, molecular function: calmodulin binding; ATP binding; phosphorylase kinase activity. Bases 821 to 2071 code for a protein of 416 amino acids. Gene Ontology annotation, biological process: protein phosphorylation; glycogen biosynthetic process. The record is from RefSeq and is a predicted model, not a curated record. The transcript is spliced from 9 exons. Gene Ontology annotation, cellular component: phosphorylase kinase complex. NCBI's taxonomy places the organism in Eukaryota, Metazoa, Arthropoda, Insecta, Diptera, Culicidae.
UUCGUCCUACACUGAAACCUUGGCUAUUUUACGUGCAAAAUCAGUGAAAUUUCUACGAUUGCUACUUGCAUGUUCCGCUAAUUUGCAUGCUUUAAUUGAUCGUUUGUUGUGUGGAAAAAUUUCAACCGUAUCGUGAUUGAUAACCGCAUAAACGGAGAGGUUUUGCCGUCUGUGUCGUGUGUCUGCAUCGUGGCAUGCGUAUCCGUGUGUUUGCUUUUUUUGAACAAAUUCUGCCGUCAAAUUGACAGUGAAGAUUUCCUCCCCGCAAUACCCGGGCAGCUUGCCUUGCGCACGGUUCAGCAUUCGUUCCUCGGCUCGACCACCGACGGCAGUGUGUUUUAACCUUUCUGACAUUGAAAAUUGUAUCACUCCUCUGCUGGGAGUCGGGGCCGAUUAACGCGCGUUCAGCUGCUCGGAGCGAACUGUACCGUUCGGUGAAAGUUUUUCCAUUUUCCCAAUACGAGGGAAAACCCCAGUCAGAAAUCGGAUUCCAGAAGUUGGUGGUGGUGUGGUGUGAACUGUACCAGAAAUCCCAGUGUGGUGUGCAUCUUUUUAGCGUUACUUUAGUCUAAUUCGUAUUACUUAUUGACACGGGUGUAUCGGAAAUCGAAGCAACCCUUCGCCGUCGUCACCGCCGUCCUCGUCAUCUUCAUCGGCGGAAUCUGCAUCAGCGCAGGCCGGUGCGGAUUGCGACGUUCCCAGCAGCACCUGUUAUCCUUGGCAUGCCGAUAGUGCCACCUGUGAGCGGUUCUUUCACUGCCUAGACCGAUACCGUCUGACGUACUGUGAGCCAAAGCGAAAAAUAAGCCUCAAAAAAAGAAUGGCCAAGGACGAGGAGGACGAUCUGCUGCCCGACAAGGAUGCCGCUAAAGGAUUCUACGCCAAAUACGAACCGAAGGAAAUCCUCGGCAGAGGCAUCAGCUCCACGGUACGACGAUGCAUCGAAAAGGAAACGGGCAAAGAGUUUGCGGCGAAGAUCAUCGAUCUCGGUGCGGCUGAAACGGGUGACUCGAACCACAUGCUGGAGGCGACGCGGCAAGAAAUUCAGAUCCUCCGGCAGGUCAUGGGUCACAAAUUUAUUAUCGAACUCCAGGAUGUGUUCGAAUCAGAUGCGUUUAUUUUCCUCGUCUUCGAGUUGUGCCGGCAGGGCGAGCUGUUCGACUAUCUGACGUCGGUAGUGACGCUAUCGGAGAAAAAGUCUCGCUACAUCAUGCGCCAGAUAUUCGAAGGUGUCGACUACAUUCAUUCGAAGAACAUUGUGCACCGCGACCUGAAGCCGGAAAACAUUCUGCUCGACGACAACCUCAACGUGAAGAUUACUGAUUUUGGAUUCGCCCGCGUACUGAAGGAGGGUGAAAAGUUGUAUGAUCUCUGCGGCACUCCGGGUUAUCUGGCGCCGGAAACGUUAAAAUGCAACAUGUUUGAGGAUGCCCCAGGUUAUUCUAAGGAAGUUGACAUUUGGGCGUGUGGUGUUAUCAUGUUUACACUGCUGGUAGGUUGCCCACCGUUCUGGCACCGGAAACAGAUGGUCAUGCUGCGUAAUAUCAUGGAAGGCAAAUACAGCUUCACGUCCCCUGAGUGGGCUGACAUUUCCGAGGAUCCAAAGGACUUAAUCCGCAAAUGUUUAGUCGUCGAUCCGACGAAGCGAAUCACGGUCACGGAAGCAUUGAAACAUCCCUUCUUCAACACAGUACUUUUCGAGCAAGACAUUGGACCUCUGAAGCGCAGCCUUUCGGUUAAAUCGAGACGCUUCAGUCGCAUUGCUGAUCUGGCACUGUUACGCAAACAAAGCCAGUUCAACGCUAGGAAAAAGUUUCAGUUUGCUAUACUAUGUGUACGCGCAAUGAUUCGCAUCAAGAGGCUACGGUACACGCCGGAACCGCUCCGCGUCGAGGACGCACUGAGAGACCCGUACCGCGUGAAGGUUCUGCGCAAGGUCAUCGAUGGCUGUGCAUUUCGGGUGUACGGUCACUGGGUCAAGAAGGGCGAGGGCCAGAAUCGGGCUGCCCUGUUCGAGAAUACGCCUCGAUGCGAGGUUUAUAAUCUUUAUAUCAACAGCCUUAAUCGAUAAGCUGUAGCAGCAACACUGGGAGAGGAACUUUCAGGAUGCGCAGCGCGUGUGACGAAGUGCUGUGACGACGAUGGAAUCGAGGAACAUGCUACGCCGUAGAGAGCGGAGGCCGUCCUCAUAUCCGGGUGAUGCCAAGAAAACAAAAACACAGGCUCCUGUGGAAAAGGGGAACCGUUAAUAAAACUAAACUCUUCGAUAAGCAAUCGUAAACUAACAUCAUCACCCACAUUUAGGUGUAAUGUCCGUGACCGGGAUGCGUGACGCCACACCGUUGCAGGUACUGGCGGCCCUAUGUACACGCGGUACUUUCCUUUCCUUGCUCACACCUGCCACAACAACUCCCUUCACCGGUCCUACAUGUUUCGUUCGAUGCUCCCUACCGUCGCGUUACCGUAAGUGCACUUUUCGUUCGAAAACGAGCAAGUAAAUUUGUGUCUCUGUUAACAGAAUGAUGCUAGGAUUGGCACUGUCCAAAUGUGCCCGGGGGAAGAUUCGGGGUAUUGAGGGUUGAAAUGUAACAGGGAGCUUUUCCUUUUCGUGAUCGUGAUGCAAUAAGAGAGGCAACGAAUAGGAGAGAGCUGCCUCUGAUGACGAUAUUGAUUUUCAUCCACCAUUUCAUUUUAUACACUAUCCUUUAGGUAG